AUGAAUCGAAACAUUGAUCCUUCUAAAAUGUUCGACCGAAAAGCUCGACGUAACGAAAAGGCUAGACAAAGAUAUGCCUCUUUAACUGAGGAGCAGAAAGAAAUCCAACGGAAAAAACGCCGUGAUACCUAUAAAAGUAAAAAAGAAAAGACAAAGACUACUUUUACCUCCUCGUUAGUAUUGAGAGGAAAAGAUGAUGAGCACACCAGUAAUAAGCAACUGUUACAGCAGGCUUUUCGCAUUCAGGAACCUAACUGUGGUCAUAAGCACCACAGUGAGGCAGUUCCUGGAGACAAAGUUGAAGGUAAUCGAAGGCAGAAGGAGCAUGUUUCAGAAUUUUCAACAUAUCACAAAGGUUCUACUUCUACAGCUCGACGGAUAAAAAAGUGUCAGCAUUCUAAAGCGACCCAAUCUUCAGACCAACCACCCAUCUGCAACUCUUGCUAUAGCUUGCUUUCUGAAGCAAUGGAGGAUCUAACAGGAUAUUCAGUUGAACCUAAACGUUCAAGAGAAGCUAAACAUAUGUCAAGACGAAGGUGUAAACAGAAUUCAGUUAAAAGCUGUGGGGAAGACCAAAAUGCUUCGAUUAGGAAACAAAACAAUGUACGCAAACAACAUAAAAGGGUGGUGACGGGAAUUGAGGCAUUAUCUUCGAUAAGCUUGGAAGCUGAUAGAUUACCAGAGCAACAGAAUUGCAAGUACUGCGGAGCCAAAAAAUUUUAUUCUGAGUCUGCAAACUUUUGUUGCUCUGAUGGAGAAGUAGUCUUAGAAGAGAAUAAAAUGCCAGACAUAUUAAUAGAGCUAUUUACUGGUGAAACUGAAGAAGCAAUUUGUUUCAGAACCUAUGUAAGAACAUACAAUAGUAUGUUCGCUUUCACCUCUUUUGGAGUUAACUAUGAUAAAUCGCUUUGCCAAAGAAGAAACGGAAUAUAUACUUUCAAAAUUCAGGGCCAAACGUAUCAUUUUAUAAAUCAAUUGAUUCCCCAUGGAGGAUCGGGAAUGUUUUUGCAGUUAUACUUUCAUGAUACUGAACAUGAAAUCGCAAAUCGAUUGGCUUUUUCAACAAAACUAACUGAGAGCAUAGUGGUGAAACUCAUGGAACUCAUGAAAAGUAACCCUUAUGCCUGCUUUUUCCGAAGCCUGAGACAUGUUCCAGACUUGAACAAUUAUCAAAUAGUCCUGAAAUCUUACUGUCAAACUGAUCAGCGAGUCUUUAACAAGCCAACAGUAUCCCAAGUAGCUGCACUGUGGGUUGAAGGUGAAAACUCACAGGACAGCUAUGCUAGACACAUUCAAGUAUACACAAAAGAGGGUCAAAGCCGUAGAAUUCAAUAUUACUAUGGCUGUUAUGAUCCAUUGCAGUAUCCACUUCUAUUUCCCUUUGGCGAAACAGGGUGGCAACCUGGAAUUCAGAGAUCUGGCACUGGUAAUCCAAAAAAAAGGAAAAGGUCAGUUAGAAAUCAUCAACAGACUGCAACUUUAACAAGCUUCAGAUCUGCCGAAGAUAUAAUAGAAUCAGAAGAGAAAGCUUUCAAAAACUUUGAGAAUUCAAAGGAGAAUGUGUCCAUGCGUGAAUACUAUGCAUAUAGGUUCCAGAUGAGGGAGAAAAAUAAACCAAGUAUUCUUAAUACUGCCCGUGCAUUUCAACAGUAUGUAGUGGACAUGUACGUAAAAAUUGAGAGUCAAAGGCUUGAUUUUUUCCGGCAUAGGCAACAACAAAUUAGGACUGAGCAAUUACAGGGUGUCAUGGAUUCUGUAGUUGAGGGCCAAUGUAGAGGUUCAAAAGUAGGGCAACGAGUAAUUUUGCCAGCAUCUUUUAUAGGAGGUCCUCGUGAUAUGAAAAGAAGGUAUGUUGAUGCUAUGGCCUUAGUUCAAAAAUUCGGAAAACCUGACAUUUUUUUAACAAUGACUUGUAACCCAUCAUGGCCAGAAAUAAAAGAAAACUUACUGCCCACUGAUGAGUCUCAAAACCGUGUUGAUCUUUCUGCUAGAGUUUUUCAUGCCAAAUUAGAAAUUUUAAAAGAAGAGUUGUUUAAAAAAGAGGUAUUGGGUAAAGUAGCUGCUUACACCUAUGUUGUUGAAUUCCAAAAACGUGGGUUGCCGCAUGCACAUUUCUUAAUAAUUUUACACCCAGCGUCUAAAUUAUAUUCAACGGAAUCCUAUGAUCACAUAGUUUCUGCUGAGAUUCCAGACAAAAAAGAGCAUCCACACUUGUUUAAAAUGGUUCGCAAGCACAUGAUGCAUGGUCCUUGUGGCGAAAAAAAUGCAGAUAAUGUGUGUAUGCAAGGUACAACAGUUAAAAAAUGCAAAAAUCAUUAUCCUAAACAGUGGGCAGAAAAAACUACACAAUCUGAAAAUUCUUAUCCAACAUAUAGGCGGAGGAGCAAUAGAGAAAAGGUAAAAGUUCGAGGCCAUGAAUUGGAUAAUAGAUGGGUAGUUCCAUAUAAUCCUUACUUGUUAGCAAAAUUCAAUUGCCAUAUGAAUGUUGAAAUUUGCUCAACAAUAAAGGUAGUCAAGUAUACUUAUAAGUACAUAUAUAAGGGACAUGAUAAAAUACACUUUGCUGUGAAUUCAGAUGACAGAUCUAAAGAGAUAGAUGAAAUUAAGGAGUACCAAUCAGCAAGAUGGGUUUCUCCUAUUGAAGCCAUUUGGCGAAUUUACAGAUUUCCCUUAUUUGAAACACAUCCUGCUGUCAUUAACCUUCAGCUACAUCUUGAAAAUUACCAAUCUCUGACCUUCAAAGAUGAUGCUGAUCUUAGAGAUCUUUUGAAAAGUAAAUUUGCUAAGAAAAGUAUGCUAACUGAAUUUUUCCAUAUGAAUGCUACUGAUGAGAGAGCCAAAACAUUGAAAUGCACAUACAAAGAAUUUCCUGAACAUUUUGUGUGGAAACCUGGUAAACGCAUAUGGGAUAUUAGGCAACAAAGAGGUUCAAUAGGCCGAAUUGUUACAGCAAAUCCAAGUGAGGGUGAGAGGUACUUCUUAAGAUUAUUGUUAUUGAAUGUAAAAGGGCCAACAUCAUUUGAUGACCUGAAAACUGUCGAUGGUGUUUAUGUUAAUACCUUUAGAGAAGCAGCAAUAAUGAGAGGAUUAUUUGAAUCCAAUAACCCUCAAGAGCAGUGCCUAGAAGAAGCAGCUUUAUACCACAUGCCAUAUAGCUUUAGAAGACUAUUUGCUACCCUAUUAGUUUACUUCACUCCUGCUGAUCCAAGAAGUUUAUGGUUAAAAUUCAAAGAAUCUAUGUCAGAAGAUUUCAAUAGAACUUUGAAUUUGUCAAACGAUCAGGUCCAACAUAAAGUUCUCUAUGAGAUUAGCAAGUUCUUAGAAUCAAUGGGAAAAAACAUUAAUAUGUAUGGAUUAGUACCACGAAUCUUAAAGUUUGAUGAAAUGGAUAGAGGUACAAGAGACACAAAUUCUGAGCUAAACUUUAAAGUCAAUGAAGAAGAUAUUGCUGCUAUCUCUAAAUUAAAUGAGGAUCAAAAAGUAGCAUUUGAUACUAUCAUAGAUGCUGUUUUUAUACACAGCAAAGGAAGUUUCUUUAUUGAUGGGCCUGGGGGAACAGGGAAAACAUUCUUGUACCGUGCACUACUAGCUGCAGUUAGAUCAAAGGGAUGUAUAGCUUUGGCAACGGCCUCUUGUGGAGUAGCUGCUUCUAUCUUACCUGGAGGUAGAACAGCCCACUCACGAUUUAAAAUUCCUUUAGACAUGAAUCCUAACAACAUGUGCAAAGUAAGCAAACAAAGCUCAUUGGCAAAGUUAUUACAGCAAGCCAAAUUGAUCAUUUGGGAUGAAGCGCCUAUGACACAUAGAGCAGGAAUUGAGGGAGUAGAUCGUUUACUUAGAGACCUAAUGGAUAACUCUGAAUUAUUUGGGUCAAAAGUGAUGGUAUUUGGUGGUGAUUUUAGGCAAGUUCUGCCGGUAGUUGUAAAAGGGUCAAAAUCAGACUUUAUCGAAGCUAGCCUUGUAAAAUCUUAUAUUUGGCCUCAUCUGCAGAAAUUAAAAUUGAAGGAAAACAUGAGAGCAAGAUUAGAUCCUGAUUUUAGCAAGUACCUUCUUCGUAUAGGUAAUGGAACAGAAAACACAGUUAAAAAUGAAAGUAUUCACAUCUCUCAAGCAUUGCUUCUUCGCUAUACAAAUGAAGCAGAAUCCAUAAAUCAAUUGAUUACAACUGUCUAUCCAAACUUCAACAUAUUUUCUGAAAAUACAUACUCAUUAAUUAAUAGAGCAAUUUUAACUACAAAAAAUGAUUUUGUAGAUCAGAUCAAUGAAAAAUUGAUACAGGAAUUUCCCGGAACCCCAUUUGACUAUUUAAGCAGAGAUAAAUGUUUAGAUAAUUCGCAGCAAGCAAUUUUAGAGGACUUCAUGAAUAGCCACACUCCAAAUGGUUUUCCUCCACAUCGAUUGACAUUGAAAGAAAAUGCACCAAUAAUGUUGUUGAGAAACAUUGACCCACCAGAAGGUCUAUGUAAUGGAACAAGACUUCUAUGCAAAUCACUUAAACACAAUAUUAUAGAUGCAGUCAUAAGUUCUGGUGAAUUUGCUGGGAAGCAAGUAUUUCUACAUAGAAUUUGCUUUCGUGUUGAAAAUGACCCUAAUUCUCCUAUAUCUUUUGAACGAAUGCAAUUUCCUAUAAGACUUUGUUUUGCAAUGACCAUUAAUAAAGCUCAAGGGCAAACUUUAGAUUAUGUUGGCAUUUAUUUGCGAGAACCUGUUUUUUCACAUGGGCAGCUGUAUGUUGCAUUAUCUAGAGCUAAAAAUAGCAAAUCUGUUAAAAUUUUGAUCACACCUCCUGUAUAUGAUUCAAGUUUAGAUUAUGUGACUCCUAAUAUAGUUUACAAGGAUUUGUCUGCAGCACUCUUCAAACGUCAAAAAAUGGAAAGCAACCUGGUAAACUUCACAGAACUCCAACCUCUCAUGGACAACUGGACUGCCAUUGUUCAAGUGAUUGAAAAGCAAAAGGUUCAGGUUUCAAGAAAUGGAAAACGCUACCAAAAGUUGGUGUUUGUUGAUAGUCAGGGUCAAACUGCUCAAGCUCUAAUUUAUGCUGGAGAUAUAAUGUUCUUCAGGAAGUACUUUGAACCAUAUCGAAGAUAUUAUGUAUCGAAUGCUAGGAUUCAAAAUGUGUUGCCAAGGUACAGUACGUACCCAAAUGAGUGCUCAUGGACCAUUGACAACUCCACGCUUGUCCAAGAAAUCGAUGAAGUGGACCCCCCUCUGAUACCUAAUGUGUUUAACUUUGCUGACUACGAUUCAGUUUAUCAGCACAUUGACACAACUGAUGAAAUAGAUCUUAUUGGAAUAGCAAUUCACGUGCACCCGAAAGCAAUCAGAGGUGGAACACCAACUAGGGAUAUCAUUCUUACAGAUCAUAUGUCGCACCCAAUGGUACUGACCCUUUGGGGAGAGCAUGAAUCAGAAGAGGGACAAGACAUAGCUGAUAUGAUCCACACCCAACCUGUGGUUGCAGCGCUUCGAGUCCGAGUGACAUCUUACCAUGCCAUGCAUCUAUCCACCAAAUUCUCCAGCAGCAUACUAAUCAAUCCUCCAAUUCAGCAAGCCAAUGACCUGCGUAACUGGUGCAGUCACAAUCAAGAGGAAAUCACGCGUUUCAUUGCUGAGCGGACUUAUGGUGAUCGUCUCAAACUCCUACCUGUACCAGAUGAUGACAGAGUUAUAACUAUCAGCGAUCUCACAGCUGUGGUUGAGGCAAGGCCCUAUUGGAUUAGAGGCAUACCAAAACUUCUAGAUAGAAGUCAAAAGCUAUGGUACCAUUCAUGCCCCCACUGCUACAAAUACAUCAGAGCAAGGCCAGAUUGCGAGAUCACCUGCACUUCAUGCUACCAGCGCAUCCGUCUCACUCCACGCUGCAGACUAACAGUGCAAAUUAGUGAUAUGAGUGGUGCUAUAACUCUUGACCUGAGUGGUGAUGAUGCUGAACAACUCCUCCCAUUCUGCAUAAGUGACAUCCAAAAGCAAGAGCAGCAGGGAAAUGUCCAGUACGCCACUAUAGCAGAUUUCAUCAAGCAGAAAAACUUAGUUUGCUUGGUCAAGAAAUCAAAUACAAUCCACAGUUCCAGGAGCUCAGAAAAGUACAAUGCCAUAGUUGCCCAUAUCAACAAUGCUACUGCAGAAGAAAACUAUGUCAUCAGCAAAUAUAUCACCAACUACAAAGCUACAGCAUCCACUUGGGCAGCAGCACAAGAAGAACAUUCCAAAAAGAAUGUUACCGACAUGGCUGAAAAUAUGGCAAUAGAAAAAGUUGAUAGCAUAAUGGAAGGAGAAACACAAAGCAAAGGAGUGGAUCAACUCAGUCCUUCUAACACAGAAGAUAAGAAGAAAAAGGCAGCAGUUGCAGCAGCCCCAAUGAAACUCAGAGUCAACCCCACUAAGAAACACCGCACCUAAACUGCCAAAGCCCAUCCUUGAAGUUAUAUCCUUUGCGAAUGGAUCUUCAUUAUUCCUAAGUACUACUACUUUAACGGACAAACUUGGCUGAACUUUUCCUUUAUCUGUUCUAUGUAAAUAGAAGUAUCUAAAAUAAGACUGUUUCAAAUUAGGUUAAGUGCAAGGUGGUCU
Coffea arabica (coffee) is the source of this 6573-nucleotide messenger RNA. Lineage: Eukaryota; Viridiplantae; Streptophyta; Magnoliopsida; Gentianales; Rubiaceae. The record is from RefSeq and is a predicted model, not a curated record.